AUGAUUUUUAACGACGACAGUCGUCGUUCCCAAGCAUCUGAUAGCAUUCAUAUUGAGCGCUUCUCGUUGAUUAAGAUUACAAAACGAACUACAAUGGGAGAUAAUACUUUUUAUUAUGAUCCUCAAGAAUUACAAACGUUCAUUGUCUUCAUCACUCAGGAUCUGAACGACAGACUUUUCUUGUCGAAAGCUUUUAUCUCGAUGCAAAGAUUAAACGAGAAUGUCGUGGAAGUUUCAAGAGGUUUUGUUACAGGAUAG
Clunio marinus is the source of this 258-nucleotide messenger RNA. The record is from the annotation of a GenBank genome assembly. NCBI's taxonomy places the organism in Eukaryota, Metazoa, Arthropoda, Insecta, Diptera, Chironomidae.